AUUUUUUUUUUAUUUUUCAGAAGAGAAUUAAAAUGGAAUCAACAAUGUCAGAAUUUGAGUGCAAUAAUGUCAACAUUUGAAAUCUUUUUGGUGAAAGCCAACUUUUAAAAUCAGGGUACAGCUCACAGAAUACAGCGGAGAGACAGACAACAAUAGACAGCCGAGAAACAGACAAAAAACAGACAGCGGACAUACAGCAGCAGACAACGGAGAGACAGACAACAGCCAACAACGGAGAGACAAACAACAACAGACUGCGAACAUACAACAGCAGACAGCAGGAAAAAGUCAACAGCCUACAUUGACAGAUAACAGCAGCCAUGGAUUUCUCGUUUAACGUGAAUACGCUGUUUUCUGAGGAGAUAUCAGUUGUGAGAUCUGAUCUGAUACCAGAAGGAUAUUCCGGAGAGCUUAAUCAUUCCCUUGUACAACAACAGGUUAGCUCAAUCCUGGAUGCUAUGGGUGAGGCCAGCUCUAAAGCUCAAGGAUUAAAACAACAAAUUACAUCAGGUUUAAAAUUCCGUCAAACAGAGGGACAAACAGCAUAUAUUCUUGUGGAUAAAUACAGCAAUGGGGGGAAAGGAUCAGUCAUUGGUUUGCUAAAGGUCGGGCACAAGACCUUGUUUCUCUUGGAUAGCGAGGGAAAAUCACAAGAGAUGAUUCCAAACUGUGUUCUGGAUUUCUACGUGGAAGAACGGCGACAGCGAAGUGGUUGUGGGAAGAAGCUGUUUGAAUAUAUGCUGUAUAAAGAAGGGACACAUCCUAGGUAUAUGGCAAUUGAUAGACCAAGUAUAAAGUUUAUUUCCUUUCUGAAGAAGCACUAUGGUCUGGUGAAUAGUAUACCUCAGGUGAAUAACUAUGUGGUGUUUUCUGGGUUUUUUAAGGACCGUCCUCAGGAUUGCAGUCCUACCCCGAAAAAAGCCCGAAUCAUUAUGGGAAAAUUACAGUAUGUCUAAAAAAAUUGUGAAAAACAAUAAUAAUUUAGUAUUUUAGAAAUAGAAAAAAACUAAUUUCUGAACUUCAAGCCUCAAAG
Eurytemora carolleeae is the source of this 1033-nucleotide messenger RNA. Its product is annotated as alpha-tubulin N-acetyltransferase 1. Gene Ontology annotation, biological process: alpha-tubulin acetylation. Bases 321 to 956 code for a protein of 211 amino acids. The transcript has 7 exons. Lineage: Eukaryota; Metazoa; Arthropoda; Copepoda; Calanoida; Temoridae. Gene Ontology annotation, molecular function: tubulin N-acetyltransferase activity. The record is from RefSeq and is a predicted model, not a curated record. Gene Ontology annotation, cellular component: microtubule.